AUGGCUAUAAGUUGCUUAACAUAUGCAACUGUUGCAACUCGUCCAGAUUUAGCUGCGGCCGUCGCAACUUUAUCUAAGUAUAUGUCCAGACCAGGUAAAGAUCAUUGGCAAGCAGUAAAAAGAGUGUUUCGUUAUAUCAAAGGAACGAUGGAGUAUGGUCUUUUGUUUACUGCAAAUGGAAAAGAUUCUGGUUUGUGUGGUUUUGCAGACGCCAAUUGGGGCGGUGCUAUAGAGGCAAGACGUUCUACAUCAUGGCAUGUUUUUCAAAUUCAAAACAGCACGAUAAGCUGGUGCAGUAAAAGAGAGACAUCUGUGUCAAGAUCUACAACUGAAGCCGAAUAUAUCGCUUUGAGUUCAGCUUCACAAGAGUGCAUCAGACUAAGAAGACUACUGAAUGAUAUUGAAUUGUUGAAACCUGUCCCCACAGCCAUUUAG
Molecule: messenger RNA, 435 nt
Organism: Xenia sp. Carnegie-2017
Lineage: Eukaryota; Metazoa; Cnidaria; Anthozoa; Malacalcyonacea; Xeniidae
Product: secreted RxLR effector protein 161-like
Exons: 1
Coding region: 1-435 (144 amino acids)
Source: RefSeq, a predicted model, not a curated record